CAGUCUAACGGGGACCCAUAACCUUGGAUGAUGAGGGGAAUAGAAAGUGUGUGUGUGUGUGUGUGUGUGUGUGUGUGUGUGGUAAUGAGAGAGUGGGUGGGUGCAGAAAAAAGGAAGUGGCAGAGAAGAAGAAGAUCGAAGUAAAAGACAAGACGACAGAAAGCAACAGAUGAGAGAAAAGGAGGAAGAGACGAGGACUCAAGCCAAGACGACAAAGACGAGAAAGAGGAGGACGAGAGGGAGGGAGACAAACACAACAAGGUGAAAGUCAGAAGGAGCUCCAGACUGAGAGGACGACUCACACCUCCCUGAAUCACACAAACACACAACAUCAUGGCUGACGAAUGACUGGACGCUGUUGACCAACUCUAAAACACAAAAACACACACAAACAAACACACCAUGAGUAUGUCGUCAGUGGGCUCAGCCCCCCCUCCUGCUGAUGACGCGACCACGCCCCCACCAAUGGCCACACCUCCUCGCAAAGCCUCUGUCCGCCUGCAGGAAAGGCGGGGCUCAAACCUCUCGCUGUUAUUGGAUGUGAGCAGCCUGGGGGCGGAGCCCAUGUGCUCCGUCUCUACUCCGAAGGAGGUGUGGCUUCAGCUGCUUCACACAUCGUCACGACCUCUCACACACUUGAUGCUGCAGCAGGCUGCCGAGGACACAAACACUCUGAAUGCAGAGUAUCAGAUCCCCCCGAACUUUGUGAGUGCCGCAGAGCUCGAUGUUCCAGGACACAUGAUCAAAGACAGAUACAAAACCAUCCUGCCCAACCCUGAGAGCCGGGUGGUCCUGAGGAGCCCAGAGGAAGAGUCGGGGCCAGACCGCUACAUCAACGCUAACUACAUCAGGGGUUACAGAGGAGCUCCAAGGGCCUACAUCGCCACCCAGGGGCCGAUGCUGCACACUGUCGGGGACUUCUGGGACAUGGUGUGGCAGGAGAGGAGCAGCAUCAUCGUCAUGGUAACCAGACUGAAGGAGAACAACGAGAAGUGUGAGCUGUACUGGCCCCAGUUGAGGGAGAGGAAGAGGAGAAGCAGGCUGAAGGAGGAGGAGGAGGAAAAGGAGGAGGAGGAGGAAGAGGAGAAGGAGGAUGAAGAAGGAGAGACAGGACAAUUCGGCAGAUUCCUCCUUACAGUGAAAGACAGCCGAGAGAAAGACGGGUUCACCGUCACUGACAUGGAGAUCCAGCUAUGUUCUGAGUGUCGUCCCAUCAGACACUACUGGUUUACUUCUUGGCCUGACCACCACAUCCCACAAUGCACUGCUCCUCUCCUGAGAAUGGUGGAGGAGGUGGAGACAUACAGCAAGUCCUCCCUACCAUUCGGCUCUCAGCCAAUCACAGCUCCCGCCCUCAGUCCUGGACCAAUCGUCGUCCACUGCAGGUAUUGGGAGGACAGGUUGUUUCAUUGUCAGCAGUAUUGGCGUUCAGCAGCUCAGAGACACUGGACAGGUGGAUAUCCUGGAGACAGUUUGUCAGCUUCGACUGGACAGGGGUGGAAUGAUCCAGACCACAGAGCAGUACCAGUUCCUGUAUUCCACCCUGUCCCAGUACAGCUCCCAGUUACAGGAGCAGAACCAGCAGAAUCAGAACCAGCAGAACAUAGAGGACCAGGUCAGCAGACAGCUACAAAACAUGCAGCUGUCAGAACAGGAAGGACUGAGACCACACAGAACUUGAAGAACCAAAAGGCCAGGGACACACCAGGGACAUUCAGGAGGACAUAACAAGGAUUAUUACCAGAAUCAGGAAGAUGGAAACAAGAUAACCUAAAGACGUCAAAUAGACUUCAGGAUCAGAACCACCAGAACCCAAAGACCUGGUGGACUCACAGUUUGGUAAAGCAGCAGCAGUGUUACAGUCACACAGGAACCCCCAAAACACUUUUGUUCCAGUUCAAUGAGAUCCCCAAGAACCCAGACCACCAGGAUCACACUGGACUGAACCAUGUAGGAAAAACAACUGAUGGAAUAAUGUCUGUGAUAAAAAUUAAAAUCUGUUGAAUUCAAAUAAAAAUUAAAGAUGAAUUUGCUUUUAUGUUUCACAGACACUGAAUUUAUUUAAAGUCAGACUUGAACCUCACCUGUAAACCCAGACCUGAACCUCACCUGUAAACCCAGACUUGAACCUCACCUGUAAACCCAGACCUGAUCCUCACCUCUACAGAGACCACCAUGUUGCAUUGUUGUGUUUCUACAGUUGCCCAGAAUAGAUAAACCAAACAAUAACUCUAGAUAGAAAUUUAUGUGUUCAUAGUCAAAUACUGUUGUCAGCAGCUUCUCUGUGACGAACAGCAUCAGAGAAAUGCUGAUUUAGUUCAGAGUGUUUCCUGGUGUAAAUCAGCUGAUGUGUGUGUUUCUGAGAGGAAGAGACCUCUGAGGAUAAUUCAGCUUCUCAACAAUCAACACUGAAGGAAUUCUAACCAGGAGAAGUUUCAGCUGGUUGUAAUCUGUAAUUUGUGAUCUGUGAUCAGUGAUUACCUGUUUACCUGUAUGUUUACCUGGGCCCUAUUCCAGAAAGUGGGUUUAGUGAAAACUCUGAGGGCCAAAUUCACAAAGAAUGAACUGCGGUUGCUGAUAGCACCUUGAAUUGCACUUCACUUGCACCCGCAGUUUGCUCUGUCUUCAUGUCCCAUUCACAAAGGAUAUUGCACUAAUGAUAUACCAGCGCAAACACGCCCACAAAGUUUGGCAGCUGAGUGCAGUUUGCCCCUGAUUUGCCCCUGAUUGCAAUAAGCCACACAUGGCAAAGUAUAAAUGCUGGCUUUGCACCAAGAACACUGUGGCAGAACAGUGGCAGACUUUGUUUGGCAAAGUACUGAAUAUUGUAUACCGUCAUGUAGUGAUGUCUGCUGGUGAGUCAGUCUAUAGUGCAACACACAUCACCGCCAUAUGCCGUAUGUCAAAACGCCUGCCUCCAUUAUAUGCUAUGAACCAACCAACACUGGUGCUGGCUGCUGCGCCGCUCUGCUUCAGACCACUGCUCUAUUUCCAGCGCGGCCGGCGCUCAUGGUGGCACUGCGAGAAAAGCCUUUUAUGUACGUCUUGUCUUGUAGGAUCAACUCCAGUUGUUUCAAAUUUUUAAUAAGACGACUUUGAUAAGAAACUCACCCGUGAAAUUCAAGUUGUUGUUGUUGUUGUUGCCUCAAAGUUUUUCCUCUUCUUCUUCUGUUACUAGCAGUUGGCAACCGUUGGCAAGUAGUGUAGGUACAGCCACCUAGAGGGCUGGGAUGGGAAAUACAUGUUGACGGUGCCGCUGUGUGCCGCUGCCACUGUGUGUUGGGGGGCGGCGCUUGACGGCCACAACAUCAUGCCGGCGGUGUGUGUUGCACUUAACAGUGUCGGAUGGGUUGAGGCUGUGGAUUUGACCAAGUAUGACCACUUUAUCACUAUUCCGUCUCACUUGUAGCUGUUUUUUCAUUAUAUUUUGAAUUAAAUAUGAAUUAUGGAACUGUAUUUGUUCAUGUUUGU
Messenger RNA from Epinephelus fuscoguttatus (brown-marbled grouper), 3471 nucleotides. Its product is annotated as tyrosine-protein phosphatase non-receptor type 7-like. Bases 403 to 1728 code for a protein of 441 amino acids. NCBI's taxonomy places the organism in Eukaryota, Metazoa, Chordata, Actinopteri, Perciformes, Serranidae. Gene Ontology annotation, biological process: protein dephosphorylation. The record is from RefSeq and is a predicted model, not a curated record. Gene Ontology annotation, molecular function: protein tyrosine phosphatase activity. The transcript has 12 exons.